AUGCCAGAUGUCUACAAUCUGAUGUUCUACCUGGUGGCUGGUGGCUGGGACUCCUGGGAUCUCGUCCCGCUGAAGAAGUUCCCAUCAGUCCGGAACCGGUUUGGCCGGUCAGGGGUCCCCAUUGCCGAGUUGCUCCGGCGGGGAGGACUCCGGGCUGGAAAGCCCCAAAGUCGAGCUUCCAUCGGCCGCGAACGCCUCCACAACUUCAUGGACGCACAGUACUACGGGCCGGUCUGCAUUGGAACCCCCAAACAGUGCUUCAAUGUUGUUUUCGAUACCGGCUCUUCCAACUUGUGGGUGCCCUCCUCCAAAUGUUGCCUCUUCCACCUAGCAUGCUGGGUACACAGCCAUUACCGGGCCUUUUUCUCGCACACCCACAAGGCCAAUGACACAAAAUUUGCAAUUCACUACGGAAGUGGCAGCCUCUCAGGAUUUUUGAGCCAGGACGUUGUUUCUGUUGGCAACAUCACCGUCCACAACCAGACAUUUGCCGAAGCUACAGAAAUGCCAGGAUUGGUUUUUGUCGCCGCCAAGUUUGACGGCAUCAUGGGGCUUGGCUACCCUUCCAUCUCGGUGAACAACGUCACGCCGCCCUUCGACAACAUGAUGCAGCAGAAGCUGCUCAAGCAGAAUGUCUUCUCGUUCCACCUCUGCAAUAAUAACAGCACUGAAGAAGCCGAUGGAGGUGAAGUCCUCUUCGGGGGGAUUAACCACAAGGCCUACGAGGGGGAACUUCACUACAUUCCCGUGUCGCGCCAGGCCUACUGGCAGAUCAAGAUGGACAAAGUUGGUCUUGAUAAUUCCUCCAAGAUAUGCAAGGAUGGUUGCCAAGGCAUCGUGGACACUGGGACUUCUCUUAUCACGGGGCCUAGUGGUGAGAUCAAGGAGCUGCAUGAGGCCCUUGGGGCUAGCCAUGCCUUCGGAGGGCAGUACCUGCUGGAUUGUGAUAAGCUCUCUACUAUGCCAAACGUGAUUUUCCAUCUUGAUGGCAAACCCUACACCCUGACCCCACAGGAAUACACCCUACAGGUAAACCAGGGGGGAGUGACGGCUUGCAUCAGCGGAUUCAUGAGCCUUGACAUCCCCAAGCCCAACGGCCCACUCUGGAUCCUGGGUGACGUGUUCUUGCGGAAGUACUAUUCCGUCUUUGACCGAGAACACAACCGAGUUGGCUUGGCCCUUUCCAAACCAACCGAAUGUGGCUCCAGUUUUACAGAGGAGGCGACGGCGACUGUGGCUCCAACAACGGGAAGUGUCACCACUGCUUGA
Hemicordylus capensis (graceful crag lizard) is the source of this 1269-nucleotide messenger RNA. Its product is annotated as cathepsin D-like. The transcript is spliced from 10 exons. Bases 1 to 1269 code for a protein of 422 amino acids. Gene Ontology annotation, biological process: proteolysis. Gene Ontology annotation, molecular function: aspartic-type endopeptidase activity. The record is from RefSeq and is a predicted model, not a curated record. NCBI's taxonomy places the organism in Eukaryota, Metazoa, Chordata, Lepidosauria, Squamata, Cordylidae. Gene Ontology annotation, cellular component: lysosome.